GGCACCAAAGAAUUAGCUUCUAGGCUAUAGCGAGAAAAGGUUACAGCAGUGUACAUACACAUACAUUAAAUCCUCCAUUGGCAGCUCUGAAGCUCACUGUGACGCCAACGUAGAGCUCGAGGCCAACUCCGGCUGCCGGAAUGGCGUCCAUUCCCAGCCAUGGAUUAAGAAACCUUUCCACCACGAAGUGCUCCUUUCAGUUCCACUUUCACAAGUUCCGCAGCUCAACUUCACUUGCUGCCUCUCUUUCAUCCACUAUUUCUCAUGAUGAUUCUCAACGAGUCGAGCAGCACGACCCCCCGAGUUCGGAUGGGUUCAGCACAAAAUCACAGUCGUAUUUUCCCAAACGAGGCCAAACCCUGGAAUUGGUUUGCGAAUCGUUGGCAUUUAAGGGAAAGGGUCUGUGUAAGGUUGCUGAUACUGGGUUUGUUGUCAUGUGUGACCGAGUUCUCCCCGGCGAGCGAUUUGUUGGGCGAGUUACUCGAAGAAAAGGGAACUAUGCUGAGGUGACUAAGCUAGAGACGUUGUCUCCUCAUUGGGACUUGGUUGAUGCCCCUUGUGAGUAUGCUUCUUACUGUGGAGGAUGUAAAACACAAAAUCUAUCUUAUGAGGCUCAGGUUAGAUAUAAGGAACAGCAAUUCACGAGUUGUUGACUCAUGUAGAAAUUUUCUCAGAAAUAUCUUGAAUCCCAUAGUGUCAUGAAGCCUAUCGUACCUUGCAAAAUCCAGUUUCACUACAGGAAUAAGGUUCUUGCCUCCAUACACGAAUGUUGGAGGGAUCCAGUACUGGGUUUGUCUCCUUAUGAUGUGCAUUCUCACAAAGGAUUCUUAAAGCAUCUAAUGCUACGGACUGGAAGGGAUGUAAAGACUGGUUUGCCUGAGCUUAUGGUUAACUUUGUGACCUCAUCCUACAAGCCUCAGCUGCUGAUGCCCCUAGUUGAGAAAAUUUCAGAUAUUCCCGAAGUGGUUAGUGUUGUGAAUAAUAUAAAUUCCUCUGUUGGUAACACUUCUGUUGGAGAAGAGGAACAUGUUUUGUAUGGAAAAUCCACCAUCAGGGAGAAUCUACGAGGUCUAACAUUCCAAAUAUCAGCGAAUUCUUUCUUUCAAACAAACACUCAUCAGGCAGAGGUUUUGUAUAGGCUUAUUGAAGAGUGUGCUGGUCUUAAAGGAGAUGGUUCAGAAAUUGUUCUCGACUUGUUUUGUGGCACUGGUACUAUUGGUCUUACACUUGCUAAAAGGGCUAGACAUGUUUAUGGCUAUGAAGUGGUUCCUCAGGCCAUCAAAGAUGCUUGUUUGAAUGCCAAACUAAACAGUAUUUGUAAUGCUACAUUUGUACAAGGAGAUCUGAAUAAAAUUGACGAAAGUUUUGGCAACAAUUUUCCCAAGCCUGAUAUCAUCAUUUCAGAUCCAAACCGUCCUGGUAUGCACAUGAAGUUGAUUAAAUUUCUUCUUAAAAUCAAGGCACCUCGCAUAGUUUAUGUAUCAUGUAAUCCAGCAACUUGUGCUCGUGAUCUUGAUUAUCUCUGCCAUGGUGUGGUGGAGCAAGGCAUAAAAGGUUGUUACACACUGAAGAGCUUACAGCCAGUAGACAUGUUCCCCCAUACUCCUCAUAUUGAAUGUGUCUGCUUACUGGAACUCACACCUGAUUCCCAGAUGGGAUCAUAAUUUUUACUCAAAUUAAAGCCUUCUCUUUUCAUGUGUUCCCAAUUAAUGAGUGGGAAUUCUAGAAAUAUAUACUUGGUGUUUUCAACCAAAUUUUGUAGCAGAGCAAGUGAGGUCGUUUUAUGAAUUUGCAUUUGCUACAUAAUGUAUAACAACUAUGUCAUUAGCUAAAGCAAUCUAUAUUAUCUUCUUGUAUUCUUUAUAUUAAAAUUGGAAUUACUGAAGACAGUUAAAGCUGGCAUUUUGGAUGUCACUGAUUCAAAGGCUCAAAGCUGUUCCAUAUUUCA
Messenger RNA from Benincasa hispida (wax gourd), 1948 nucleotides. The record is from RefSeq and is a predicted model, not a curated record. Lineage: Eukaryota; Viridiplantae; Streptophyta; Magnoliopsida; Cucurbitales; Cucurbitaceae.